AAGUACCAUGGAAGCUGCGAUGACUCGGUGACUCUUGAGGGCACAUCAUUAAUUGACCUUUCUGACGCGCGACGGGUCUUCGAUUGUGACGUCACACCAUCCCUACAGGUCACAUCUUGGAAUAGCAUGACAGUGAUUGUGUCGAGUGGAUUGCAGUCAAGUUCUGAAGGAUUCAUAGCCAAAUAUAGCUUUUCAGAAAAGCCCGGAUGUAGUGUUGGAUACCCAAUUAAACAAGCUUCGGAGGAGGAGGGGGAGGAGCGUGUGAUCUUCUGCACGGCGCCGUCAGGUGUAAUAGCCUCACUGAACUACCCCUCCUAUAUAGCCUUAACCAACGAUUGGGCUAUCAUUACGGGAAAUAACACCUACAUCAAGGUCGACAACAUUCUUCUAAACUUGACGGAAACCUCGAGCAGUGACGAAGGAUGCAGAAGCUUUCUGGAGAUUAGGGAGGGAGACGACAACGGUGGCACUAAAACUUAUGAAUAUUGCCCAGGCGGAAACCCUAUACCAGAAAAGUUCUUGAGCAAAAGAAAUCGACUUGAUAUCAAGAUGACUUUCCAUGAAGGAGCCCUGGGAAGGUUUUAUGCAGAAUACCAAAGCCUAACAUUCCGCUCCGUUCAAAAUAACUCCGCCCCAGGUUACACUUGCCCUGAGGACUGGGAGAUGUACUUGAACUUCUGCUACCAAUUAUUCUCCAACGACAAACGUAUAACGUGGCAUGAGGCAGAAGCUGCCUGUCAAGUAAAGGGGGCGGAGUCUCAUCUGGUCAGCGUCAAGGGUACGGGAGCAAUGGACUAUGUUCAUCAUAAGCUCACCUCUGAUUGGCUUUUGGAGGAGAAGGAUAACACAUUAUACAUAGGACUGCAACGAAGCAAGGAUAAUGGUAACUUUCGUUGGUCUGAUGAUUCCCCUAUAUCGUUUACCUCGUGGUAUCGGUCGCCGGACGUGGGUUAUUGUCAGCCGAAUGGGAGUUCACUGAUGGAAUGCACAAUGAUUAUCAUGACACAGAUAAAUUCCAUCGCCCAGUGGCAUGAUGUUCCCUGCUCCCGACCUAGCGCUAAAAAAUACAUCUGCAAGCAACCUGCCAUUUCUAUGGAAACGGGCGAACCUUUUAAUACGGAUGAUCAUCCAGUGGAAUAUCAUCCCCCAAAUGAGAUCGCUCCUUGCGCAGAGUCACUGUUCCAGUGUAUAUCAGGCGAAUGCAUCCAGAAGAUUUUCGUUUGUGAUAAAAUAAAGCACUGCUCUAACGGUUCAGAUGAAUCAGAUUGCCCAACACACGAGGGAGGAUGCCCAGAGAACUUUUACAAGUGUACCGAAGGACAGUGUAUAUCGGCUUCAUUCCUGUGUGAUAAUAUCAACCAUUGUGAAGACAACUCAGAUGAAAGGGGAUGCCAUUACUCACCUUGCCGAAACGAUGAAGUCCCAUGUGCCAGUGAUCCUAAUGUGUGCAUACCACUCUCUAGGACCUGUGACCUCAUAGAUGACUGCCCCAUGGGAUCCGAUGAAACAGACUGCGAUGAUAGUCACAACCUGUUCCCAUGCUACUCGGGGAAUAUGCUCCCUCCCCAUGCUCGCUGUGAUGGUAUGAUAGACUGUAUUGGAUCAUCAUAUGAAGAUGAAAAAAAUUGCGACUACCAGUCAGAGAACUACACUUGUAACGAUGACACAGAACUACAAUGUGAUAAUGGAAAGUGCGUUGACCUGUCUACGAAAUAUAACUUCCAGUGCCCUCCGUAUACCUUCCUCUGCCCACUAUCCUACUGUAUUCCACUGCGCAUGCGCUGUGACGGGAUCAAGGAUUGUCCGAACGGUCAGGAUGAGCUGGAAUGCAAUGAAGGUUUGGAUGUUAUCAUAUAG
This is a messenger RNA of Strongylocentrotus purpuratus (purple sea urchin), 1857 nucleotides long. RefSeq names its product low-density lipoprotein receptor-related protein 2-like. Gene Ontology annotation, molecular function: protein binding. NCBI's taxonomy places the organism in Eukaryota, Metazoa, Echinodermata, Echinoidea, Camarodonta, Strongylocentrotidae. Bases 127 to 1857 code for a protein of 576 amino acids. The record is from RefSeq and is a predicted model, not a curated record. The transcript is spliced from 13 exons. Gene Ontology annotation, cellular component: plasma membrane.